CUCCAGAAGUGAUAGACAAUGAGAAAUACACAUUUUCCCCAGACUGGUUUAGCUUUGGAUGCCUAAUAUAUGAAAUGAUUGAAGGACAAGCUCCCUUCCGAGCCCGUAAAGAAAAGGUAAAACGGGAAGAAGUAGAUCGCCGAGUGAAAGAACAGCAAGAAACAUACUCUCAUAAAUUUUCUGAAGAGGCCAAGUUAAUAUGUCAAAUGCUACUCAAGAAGAAUGCACGAGAACGACUGGGAUGCAAUCGGGGUCGACACGGUGCUGCUGAAGUCAAGAGUCAUGACUUCUAUCGUAAUGUCAACUGGAAGAGAUUAGAAGCUGGCAUUUGCGAUCCUCCCUUUGUUCCAGAU
This is a messenger RNA of Penaeus monodon (black tiger shrimp), 353 nucleotides long. RefSeq names its product G protein-coupled receptor kinase 5-like. Gene Ontology annotation, biological process: protein phosphorylation; regulation of signal transduction. Gene Ontology annotation, cellular component: cytoplasm. Gene Ontology annotation, molecular function: ATP binding; protein serine/threonine kinase activity. NCBI's taxonomy places the organism in Eukaryota, Metazoa, Arthropoda, Malacostraca, Decapoda, Penaeidae. The annotation marks the transcript as partial. The transcript has 3 exons. The record is from RefSeq and is a predicted model, not a curated record.